Messenger RNA from Lepisosteus oculatus (spotted gar), 9414 nucleotides. Lineage: Eukaryota; Metazoa; Chordata; Actinopteri; Semionotiformes; Lepisosteidae. The record is from RefSeq and is a predicted model, not a curated record.
GAGAGAGAGGGGAGUUUCUUCAUCCUAAGAGCUGCAACAGCCCGGACAGUGUGGAUGAGAACUCCUUCCUUCUUGUGGGAAAGUAAACAACGGCGGAUAUUUUCAGCUCCCUCCACUGGCUGGAACUGGAGAGGGACUGGGAGGGGUGAGACUGGGGAGCUGGUGGUCUAAAGGUACUCUGCUGCAGAAGGAUGGCGAACGUGUGGAUCAUGUCAGCUUAACAACCGGGAGCGCUCAGGGGAUUCCUGAGAUCAAAGUCUAAGGUGGUGCUGCAAUCCUAUUGAGGAGUGGGGGUUAAAGGGACUGAUGUGACUUCAGACAGGACUGAUGGCAUCCCCAGACCCCAUCUCCCCCUCCAUCAAUGAUCCCAUGUCCAAGGACAAUAUUGAAGAGCUGAGGGAAGAGCAGGAGAAGGAGGAAGAAGACGAUGAAGAACAGGGGGGGGGAUUUGAGUUUGAGGAUAGCUUGGACGAGGAGGACACGCUGGAGGAUCCCCUGUUGAGGGAAGGCAGUGAAGAGCCUGGCCAGGGCAGUACCCCAACUCCAGAAGACAUAGCUGGGGAAGGAAACCCGACUGUUCCCUCCAUACCACCUCCUCAGAAAGACAAGGCCCCUGGAGAUACUCCUAGAGAGCAAGGACUGGAAAUCCCCUCAACAAUCUUGCACCAGGAAUCCAGAGGUGCUCCCCCUGCUGGACAGGAGGACCUAGGUGAACCUACAUUAUCUCUUCAGCCAGUCAAAUCAGGUUUGACUGGCAGUGAGGCACCACAAGGGGUAUCUGCUUCUGCUGAGCCGAGCACACCGGUGUACUCAGUGCUGUCUAGUGACAAUGUCGUACAGACAUCCUGGAAGAGGAACAGCAUUUACGAAGGUUUGCAGUCUCCGACCGAGUGUUACUACAGAUUCUUUCCCGUGGUAAAGGGGGCUGACUCCACACCGGGACGCGCAGCCCAGCCCGCUGCAGAACCGGACCGCGAGAGCCCCGAGGUGAUUUACGAUGACGUCCCCUGUGAAAAUCUUCCAGCUCCGACACAAGCAGAAGACCUGAUUUACGAGGAUGUGAACAGGGAGGAAGACCUGGCGGAUCACGAAGGGUGGAGCUCCAGUGAGUUCGAGAGCUACGACGAGCAGUCCGACAGCGAGAGCAAACUGCCCGCCCGCAGCAAGGUGCAGCAGUUCAUGAAAGCGGCCAAAAAUGGGACAAAAGAUGGACUGGAAAAGACCAAAAUAGCUGUCAUGCGCAAGGUGUCCUUUCUUCACAGGAAGGAUUGUCCAGAUGACUUGGAAGAUGAAGUGGGAUACCUUGAUGUCAUAUUCUCAGAGAGCAAACACCCUCCCCCCGAGCUGGCCCCCAUGCCAGAGGGCCUGAGUAACCAGCAGAUUGUUCGACGUCACAUCCUGGGAUCCAUUGUCCAGAGUGAAUGUAGCUACCUCGAGUCCCUGAAGAGAAUCCUCCAGGAGUACCAGAAACCCUUGCUGGAGGCUGAGCCACGCCUUCUGAGCCCCAGGAAGAUCCACCUCAUUUUCUACCGCCUGCGGGAGAUCCUGCAGUGCCACUCCAUGUUCCAGAUCGCGCUGGCUUCGCGGGUGGCCGAGUGGGACUCCUCGGAGAAGAUCGGGGAUCUCUUUGUGGCUUCGUUUUCCAAGUCAAUGGUGCUGGAUGUCUACAGCGAUUAUGUCAAUAACUUCACCAACGCUAUGGCUCUCAUUAAAAAGGCUUGCAUUUCCAAACCUGCAUUCCUGGAUUUUCUUAAGAAGAAGCAGGCCUCCAGUGCUGACCGGAUCACGCUGUAUGGCCUGAUGGUGAAGCCCAUCCAGAGAUUCCCCCAAUUCAUCCUUCUGCUGCAGGACAUGCUGAAGAACACGUCCAAGGGGCACCCAGACCGCUUACAUCUGCAGCUGGCCCUCACUGAACUGGAGACACUGGCGGAGAAGCUCAACGAGCAGAAACGCGUGGCAGACCAGAUCACCGAGAUCCAGCAGCUGGCCAAGAGUAUCAGUGACCGCACCCUCAACAAGCUGCUGAGCUCGGACCAGAGGCAGCUGAUCCUGUGCGAGACGCUGAUUGAGACGGUGUACGGAGACAAGGGGCAGGUCCUCAAGUCCAAGGAGCGCAAGGUCUUCCUCCUCAACGACACGCUCAUCUGCGCCAACAUCAAUGUCAAGGGGCAACCUGACCUCAGCAGCCUUGUUCCAGUUGGCCCAAAGUAUGCCAUGAAGUGGAGCGCCCCCCUGCUGCUGGUGCAGGUAGUGGAGGUUGGGCAAGAGGGCACUACCCAGAACAAAGAAACCCUCUUUCAACACAGUGGCUUCAAGAGACCAGGCAGUGCCAGUGUUCCAGGCAAAGUGUUCCUGGGUCCACCCAGGCUCUACCAGGAACUGCAGGAGCUGCAGCAUGACCUGGCUGUGGUGGAAGACGUCUCCCAGCUGAUUGGCACACUGCAGGGUUCUUACCAGAACCUGAACUCAACAGUGGCUCAGGACUGGUGUCUGGCCCUACAGAGGCUCAUCCGCAUCAAAGAGGAUGAGAUCCAGUGUGCUAACAAGUGCCGUCUGCGCUUGCUGGUUCCAGGCAAACCUGAUAAGUCGGGACGGCCCGUCAGCUUCAUGGUGGUGUUCAAUACCCCCAACCCCCUCAGCAAGAUCUCCUGGGUCAAUCGCCUGCACCUGGCCAAAAUUGCACAGAGGGAAGAAAACAUGCCAGGCUGGUUCUGUGCAGAGGAUGAUGGGAAGACCAAGGCCCGAUUUUGGUGUCCGCUGCUUGCCUGUCGUGUGCCGGUUUUCCCCUCGAAAGCUCAGGAAAUGAAGCUAGAAGCUGCUCUUCACAACCCAGUCCAGUGCGCUCUGCUGGGAUUCUCAGCGGCCAGCACCUCCCUGCCCCAAGGCUACCUCUGGGUGGCCAGUGGGAGCGACUCGAGUCAAGGCCAGGUGGACAUCUUCUCCCUGAACAGACCCACGCCGCGGGCGGUCAAGUCCUUCCAGGUGGGGGCGCCGGUCCUGUGCCUGGAGUACGUGACUGAGCCCAGCCCUCCGGAGGACGCUGAGCCCAGGGCAGGCGAGCGGAUGAGCGGGGUGGGAAACACCAUCUGCGCAGGGCUGAGGGAUGGCAGCAUCCUCAUUUAUGGCAGUGUGGACACAGCCGCCCAGUGCUUGCUGAUCUUCCAUAGCCCAGAGAGGUGUCCAGUUCUGUGCCUGAAACAUUCUGCCAACUUCCUGUUUGCUGGGCUGAUAGAUGGGACGGUAGCUGUUUAUAGCCGUAAGAACGGCGAGGAGCUGUGGGACCCAGGGUCCUGUCGACAGGUGAGCGUUGGUACGGAGCCCAUUCGCACCCUGCUGGCCUUGGAGGACUCAGUGUGGGCCAGCUGUGGCAACAGGGUCACUGUCAUCGAAGGCGCCAGCCUGAGCACGCAGAGCUUCGAAACCCACCACGACAAGACCGUGAGCGUCGCUCACAUGGCGCGGGCAGGUGGCGGCGUGUGGAUGGCGUUCUCCGAGGGCUCAUUCAUCCGUCUGUUUCACACUGAGACUCUGGAGCACCUCCAGGACAUCAACAUCUCAACCCGCUCCACUUUCCUCAGUCCAGGCCAGAAAAGUGUGCGUGUCACCAGCCUCCUGAUCUGCCAGGGUCUGCUGUGGGUGGGUACUACCCAGGGCAUCAUCAUCACGCUGCCUGUGCCCAAAUUGGAGGGUAUCCCCAAAAUAACAGGCAAAGGGAUGACCUCUCUGAAUGCACACUGUGGACCUGUGGACUUCCUGGUGGCCACUUCCAGCACGCUGUCGCCAGAGCUGCUCAAAAAGGACUCCAUGGAGGACGGCCAAGACGCGGCCAGCGGAGCAGAGGACAAGAGCGACUCCUCUUCCCAGGAGUCCCUGCACCAGGGCCACUCCUCCUCUUUCAGGGAGGCCAGGGGCAGGGGUCUCCUCUUGCGGUACCGCUUACGCUCCACCUCCCAGCUGCCCGGCAAGCCACUGACAGCCAAGGCCGAGGGGGCCUCCGACUCCUCGCUGGAGUCCCUGGAGCACAGCCUGGAAGACGGCUCCAUCUACGAGCUGACGGACGACCCCGAGGUGUGGGUGCGGGGACGGUCCGCGGCCCGGGAGGGCGGGAGGAAGGAGAAAGUCACCUCGGCCGCCGUCAUCUCCGGCGGGAGGGGGUUCCGCCGGCUGGGGGGCGUAGGGACAGCGGCCGCCAGCUCUGAGUCAUCUGAGAGCACGCUUAUGGUCUGGCAGCUCCCGCUCACUGUCUGAGUCGAGAAGGACAAGGUGGCAUCUGCGAGUCGCGGCUUGAGAGUGGCCAAAUCGUGCUGGGCCCUGAUUUCCAGCACUCCCUCCAUUAAACAAUCAGAGAGAGCAUUCUACAUUGGGUAUGAGUGGGUAGAGUUACAGGAUCUCUGCCGUUCCUGCGACUGCUUUCCAAUGCGCCAGUGCGGUCAUUAUCCAGUCAGGAGACUGUCAGCAAGGGAAAUGAUAUCUCACUGAGGGUCAUGCACAGGUUGUCCAGGAGCUUAACUGCUGUCAAAGCAUCAAUACGUUACACCCGGCUCCACUCCUGUGUGCGGUAAAAGAAAUGCUUCAUGUUGAAGAGAAGGCACACACCCUACCCUCUACCGGAAGAGUAAGAGAUAUUAUGCCUUUUAUAAUGAUGUCAUGGUGCAAGAGGUUAAAGAGCAAUGCGAAAGAAUGGCCAACGUUAUCAAUGUAUCUCAACUUUUAAACAGCGUCAUGAUAAAACAAGAAUUGCUCUGCUCAGAAACUAUUUAUGAGAAUUCCAUCCUGACCUCCAGUGGCAAUUCAGACUUUCUGAAUUCCGACAUUCUGAGCCUCCAACUUUUGGGAAUCUUCUCCAGGUAUCCUGUCCUUUUUCUCUUCUGAUUUAGUUGGAUCACGGACCUGUCAGUCUGUGAAAGCCAGCAGGAUGUUAUACUGUAGUUAAAUCCCUUUUUGUCAUUUGGUUUUUGCAAAGCCAACAUCUCUGGAAGAAAGCAAACACAAAGCAAAUCAGGUUUAAUGGUACUGUGUGUCUUACUAAUAAUCUAUUAUUUUUGCACUUUGGACUCAUUCCGCCAAGCUAAGAAUACAUAUCUCUUGGUUGCAAUGUGGUUUGAAUUCAGCCUUUUGACUGCAGUUGUUUUAGUUCCCUAAGAUAAGUUUGAACAACGUGUUGUAUACAAAACAAUAUCUGAAAAUGCCCUUAUAGAUAUGAACAAUGCUGGUCUAAAAGCAUUAACAAAACAAUGAUUGCUUUGGCUGUUCCAACAAAGUGUUCUCUGUAAAAUGUAUAAUUGAAACUUUAAACGUUUAUCUUUGGCAAAGCAAGUCAAUAUGAUUGUCUUUUCUAGAGAUCAGCUACUGACCUGCAAUCUCUUGCACUUUUUUUUAAAUUGGAAACCAGCAGAGAGAAAACAGGGCAAUAAUGGUCUUUUCCAGGAAGACGAGGCUAUUGCUGAGCUUUGUCUGGGCACUAAUCCAGCUUCACAUAAAAAAUCUUAAAUUCCCUUUGAACAUUUUGAAUAGAUGGUAUACUUUUCAUUUUUUUUUCACAAAACUCCUUUCUAUUAGUUCUUUAACAUUUCAGUUUGUAAAGUGAAAUUUCACAUAAAGCACUAUGGAUGUUUUUUUAAAACACUCCCCAAAGUUCCAGACCAAGUUGUGAAAUGCUCAAAUCACGUGUAUUUUUCUGCUAGUUAAUUCUGUGUCUCGAGUGAUAUUAUGUGUGUUCCACAGGAGUCUCUAUUCCUUUUAAAAAUACAUUGCUGCUCAGAGUUUAGCAAAACACCAUUUACUGAGCAACUGACGGAGAGAAGAGUAUUGUUCAUUUUUAUUUCACUCUAAUCCCACACACUUUGCAUCCCAGAACAGAACACUGUCACCUUCGACAGUAUGUAUCUACUUCUCUCUCUAUAUGUAUUACUUCACCAGGAAAGCUGUGCAGUAGGGAGGGUGUGUGUUUUGCCUGACCAACAAGGGAUACCUGUGCAAUAAAUAUAUUUUUUCUCUAAGAAAAGUUAUCUUAUUCUUCUAAUUAUUGUAAGGGGUUUGAAAAAGUCCUAUUACUUUUACACGCCUGUAUAGCUGAGUAUCUUGUCUUUAAUAAUUUGUUAUAAACAUUAAUUACUGUAGGAUGUUUCCCCCUUUGGUUUCAUGACAGACUCCAAAUUGCCCUCCUGGGAAAGUACGUGUAUUGAUAAAUUAGAAUAAGGUACAUAUUUUAACCACUGCAGACAUUCUGGGGAAAUAAUGUGGUUUGAACAUUUGCUGUAAUUAGAAGAAAGUAUCUUUGUGUACUAAAAAAUCAAGAUAUUUAAUAGAAUAAGUAUCCUAAGUAUUGAAGAAGGCUGGUUGUCUUAUACCAUAGCACCCUCCAUAGUUGUAUGGCUGUCCUAGUGAAUGUUGUGUGUUCCUAGAAGCAAAUAUUAAUAAAUUUAGGAAUCAGAGUAAAGAAAGAUUAAUAGUACUGUUCUCUCUCCUAUCUAAUAUCCAAGUACAUGUUUUUUUUCCUAAAUUCUGAAACUGCAAGAAUGAACAGAAAUAGUUUUGAUAGCAAUAGUUUUUGACACUUACUGAUGUAACAGGGUCCUCUUUAACCUCAGCACUUUGGUCUCUAUUUCUUUUCCCUGCAAGAAUCAUUGAGCAGGGUCUUCCAGAGAAAUUUGAAUGAUCAUACAAAUAUCUUUCAAAACAAGGAAUCUUAACCAAAUCAACAACAGAACCAAUAAACCAAACUACCUAUAAAUGUGUAAAUCCAAAUACAUGAGAUUUUCUAAAUCCAGUUAUCAAACAGUAAAUGUAUCUUGAUUUGAUUAAGAAUAAUAAAUACCAGUAAUGAUAUUUUGCAGAAUAACCUUUUGUGGAACAGCAAUGCUUAUUAAUGAUUAAACGAAUUAGAAGAUAAAUGGGCAGAGUUUUAGAAGAUGACAGGUCUGAAUGGCUUUCUGCUGUGACAACUUACAGUAUCACCCAAGUAACAUAACAACAUCAUAACAUAACAUAACAUAACAACAUCAUAACAUAACAUAACAUAACAUAACAUAACAUAACAUAACUCUCCUCUCCUUUAAUCUGUUGUUCAUAUUGCAGAGAACAUUUAGGAGAAAUUGACCAAAGAAAGUCAUGACUUUAACCAAAUAAUACAGACAGUACUGUACAGUAUGUGAGACCUACACGCAUGUCAAAGAAAACCGUCAACAUCUUAGCCUUCCAGUCCUGACUGGUAAAGUUCCAGACUGCGUUAGAAUGCAUGUGACUGCCUUUGUAAUUCUGAAAUCCGCUUCUCAAUUUACUAAGAUCACAGUGUUGUUCUUAUAAACCCCACAUACCAGAUUUUGCUAUUUCACUUUGCCUGUGAAAGAUUUUGCCAUUCAUACAUGCAUACUCCUUUUCUACAUUGUAAAGAGUUGCAGGCCUUACCCCUAUUAAUCAGGUUGUUCAUUAAAUUGUAGGACCUAGAGUGCAUGUCCCGUACUGGGAACACAGACUCCAGUAAACUAACCCUGCAGCGUCCUCACCUCUGCAGUUAAUACAUUCUCAAGGUACAGUAUUUUGAAGAUUAUUUUAAAUACAUGUGAAUUAAAAUUACAUUUUGUUUACUGAUCAUUCAUUGGUAAAACAUCGAUAGCAAUAAUUAGAUCAGAUACAUUUUGAUGCUAGAAGAGUGUAUUGUAAACAUUGGCUGUUGGUUGAAGCACUGGGGAAAGUUGGAUAAAGAGCAGUAAAGCAUGCAGAGGCAUGAAAACAAUGUGUGAUCCAAACAAUGGACAGCCAUAACAAAGCCAAAUAAAUACUGAAGAUGAGCUUCUUCAGACCAUGGGAAAGCUUCAUAAAUGCCAUUUAAAUUAUACUAUGCCCUAUAUACUGUACAUGUAACUAUGCCCUACAUAAAAGCUUAGAAGAUCCACUGUAAAGUAGAAAAUGUACAUACUUGUAGUACAGGGAAAUGUCCAGAGGUCUGUCCGAAGUCUAUCCAGAAACUAUCUUCCUGAAAUAAGCAAUGCCCUAGAAAAAAUUGAAAACAUGCACAAAAGCCUAAAAUUAUCUGGGGAUUGGGUGAUGCUGAAGUAUUGUUGAAUGAACAAAGUGGUUGUUUGUAACUGGUUUAAUAGUAAUAGGAAUUUAAAUUGCUGGCACUGUAUUACUUGACCUGCUUGGUCACAACAUUAAUAUCCGGGAUUAAAUUGUCAAGGGUGAAUUUGCAUUCUCUCAGUGAUCACUAGGAAUGUGAACACAUGGACCUAUAUCUGAAAUUUUGCUCACUUUGGUGGAAAAUGAUUUUAAAUCACUAAAAUCAAGCAAUCACAAAAAGCAAGACAAAAACUAGAACAGUAUAAACAGCAUAAAUGCAAUAUUAACAAAUUAGCAGGGCAUCUGAACCCAUUCUUGUAAUGUCAUGUAUUUUUGUUCAGAAAUUGUAUCAGUAAAUGGGUUUUAUGGACUUUUUGCACCAUAGGGAAACUAAGACUGCCUCUGUGAAUUCACUCACAGGUAGUCUACAGAAUUUUAAAAGCUCUUUAUUCAGCUGAAUUGACAGAACAAACAGCUCCAUUAACAGUCUAUUUAUUUAUUUUACAAUACGCAGAUUCGUUUUGAGAACAAUUCACAGCUCAGGUAAAGGACAAGCUAUGGAAGACAAGGCAAUGUUGCAAAACAUAUUAAGCUGGAGACUGUGGGCUAGAUUCACACUAGUCACCCACAUUGCUGAAGUGGCACCUUGGCUUCUUUCAAACAGCACCUGCAUAAGAUCCUUGUGUCAUGCGCUCAGUCACGGGCUAGAUGGGCUCAUGCUGUUUGUAACCUUUGAAGUUUUACUAAUUAAGUUUGCAACAAGCACAGCAUUUUGGUUGCAGUUGGGAUGAACUGUUUCAUGAGGGAAGGUGAUCAUGAUUAUAUUGGACCAGAGGCUGGCUGUACUGUAAUAACUUCUCUUGCUCCAUCUGAAAUACAGGAUCCUGUAGGUGUGUGAUCCAUUUUAUAGGAAAAUCCCAGCAGUCCUGCUAAUCCUCCAGGGACUGUGUGGUUUUAUAAGUUUGUGCUCUAUCAUACCUACAGUAUUCUUGUAAAGUUGGUCUAUUCAAAGAACUGUAGCUUGAAACCUACAUCAUGAAGCAAUGCAAUUUGGAAAGUGUUUAUAUAGAAGGGAGCUAAGGCGAAAUAUUGUAUAAAGGCUGCAGUUUCAACCCAAGCACUGAGACUGUAAUGUAUGGAGUGCCACAAUAUGGAUUAUUCUGUUCCCCCUGGACAAAGUGUAGAAUUUUGCUUUGUCUGGUAGAAUGUGACUUAAAAAAUGUUUUCUUUGAAAAAUAAGCCUUUGAUUUCAACUGUGGACUUGUAGACUUACACAGAUUCUUAAAUGAAUUUGUACUGUACAGAUAUGCUGUAUUGUGUUCUAUUGUACAUUCCAUAAAGCUUACUCUAACAGAA